This is a messenger RNA of Sinocyclocheilus rhinocerous, 2310 nucleotides long. Its product is annotated as disintegrin and metalloproteinase domain-containing protein 12-like. Lineage: Eukaryota; Metazoa; Chordata; Actinopteri; Cypriniformes; Cyprinidae. Gene Ontology annotation, biological process: proteolysis. The record is from RefSeq and is a predicted model, not a curated record. Gene Ontology annotation, molecular function: metalloendopeptidase activity. Bases 193 to 2232 code for a protein of 679 amino acids. The transcript has 19 exons.
ACACACACACACGCGCCGUUUCAUAUUGGCUCGUGCGCUCAUGGAAAGCUGAUGUGUGGCGCGCUCUGAGAGUCUCUCACAUUUCAGGAAGUGUCGGAAGUCCUCAGCUGCUGUCCGUCUGUCCUGCUCUAUAUUAUGGUCGCGCAGCCGUGAUCCGCGUGGAUCGUUGGUGUGGAUCUCCGGUGGGGCACCAUGUCCACCCGGUACAGCCCGAGGCGUGCGCUCCUGCUCCUGCCCGCGGUCUGCGCGCAUGUUGUGUCCGUGCUGACUGUCUGCUGCGCCGGGAGCAUGUUUACAGCCGCUGCCUAUCCGAAUCAACACGACACGCUGGAGCGUUAUGACAUAAUCAAACCACACCUGCUCAUUGGAGGACAGCAGAGACCGGUUAGUCUCAUAAAGUCAAUGGGUCAUCCUGGAUCACUGAAGGUGCUGAUUGAAGUGGAUGGAGAGCAACUGCUACUUGCUUUGCAGAAAAAUGAAGGGCUGUUUGCUAGUCACUACACAGAAACACACUACCUGGAGGAUGGAAGUGCCGUCACCACCUCACCGAAUGUCACGAUUCACUGCUACUAUCAUGGCGAGGUGGAGGGUCACCCGGGGUCAGAGGUCAGCCUCAGCACCUGCACAGGACUCAGGGGACUGAUUUCACUUGAACAUGAAGUGUAUGUACUGGAGCCGAUGGAAGAGGGAAACACACACCGUCUUUACAGAGGAGAACAUCUUAAACUCACCCAGGGAACCUGCGGACACGGUCACAACAUUUCAUACCCUACAGAGAUGAUGAACACUACAGGAGCCGUCUUCAGCUCUCACAGCAGCCAGAAGCAUAAAAGAGACGCUCAGAGCAGCACCAAGCAUGUGGAGUUGAUCAUCGUCGCAGACAACCGCGAGUAUCAGAAACAGGGGAAAGACGUGGAGAAAGUGAAACAGAGACUUGCUGAAAUAGCAAACUACGUGGACAAGUUUUACAGAUCGCUGAAUAUCCGUGUGGCUCUGGUGGGGCUGGAGGUGUGGAGUGACGGAGACAAAUGCUCCAUCACACAGGAUCCGUUCACAUCGCUCCACGAGUUCCUGGACUGGAGAAAAGUCAAGCUGCUCCCGCAGAGACCCCACGAUAACGCUCAGCUCAUCAGUGGCGUUUACUUCCAGGGCACCACCAUCGGCAUGGCUCCCAUUAUGAGCAUGUGCACUGCGGAACAGUCAGGGGGCAUCGUCAUGGAUCACUCUGAUAACCCUCUCGGCGCUGCGGUUACUUUGGCCCAUGAGCUCGGACACAACUUCGGCAUGAACCACGACACGCCGGAGCGCGGCUGCGGCUGCAGAGCCACUGUGGACCGCGGCGGGUGUAUCAUGACCCCCUCCACUGGGUAUCCUUUCCCUACGGUCUUCAGUACGUGCAGUAAGAAGGAUCUUGCGGCGAGUAUGGAGAAAGGUGUGGGCAUGUGUUUGUUCAACAUGCCGGAGGUGAAGGUGCUCUACGGAGGCCAGAAAUGUGGAAACGGAUACGUCGAGGAGGGAGAGCAGUGCGAUUGCGGAGAUGUGGAGGAGUGUCUGAAUCCCUGCUGUAAUGCCAGUACAUGCACACUGAAGGACGAAGCCGUAUGUGCGCAUGGACAGUGUUGUGAAGACUGUCAGUUGAAGCCUGCAGGGACCCGGUGCCGUGAGUCCAGUAACUCCUGUGAUCUGCCGGAGUUUUGCACAGGUGCCGAUCCUCAAUGUCCCGCUAAUGUCUACCUGCACGACGGACACACCUGUCAGGGUGUGGAUGGACACUGUUACAACGGCAUCUGCCAGACACACGAGCAGCAGUGCAUCACACUGUGGGGACAGGGUGCAAAACCAGCUCCAGGAAUCUGUUUCGAAAGAGUCAACUCGGCGGGAGAUCCGUAUGGAAACUGUGGAAAAGAUUCAAAGGGAUCAUUUGCCAAAUGUGAAGCACGAGAUGCUAAAUGUGGGAAGAUCCAGUGUCAGGGCGGAGCCAAUCGGCCAGUGAUUGGCACCAAUGCCGUCUCCAUAGAAACCAAUAUCCCGCUCCAGGAAGGAGGCCGUAUCCUCUGCCGCGGGACUCAUGUGUACCUGGGAGACGACAUGCCGGAUCCGGGCCUCGUGCUCACCGGCACCAAGUGUGGAGAAAACAUGAUGUGUAUAAACAGACAGUGUCAGAACAUCAGUGUGCUCGGGGUUCACGACUGUUCGACCAAGUGCAGCAGACACGGGACAGCAGCAGUGUGACGGUGGGCAUCCUGGUGGCGUUUCUGUGUCUGCUGUGUGUUGGAAUAAUCGCGUGCAUUAAGAGAAAAACUCUGCUCA